Molecule: messenger RNA, 4074 nt
Organism: Medicago truncatula (barrel medic)
Lineage: Eukaryota; Viridiplantae; Streptophyta; Magnoliopsida; Fabales; Fabaceae
Product: ribosome biogenesis protein BMS1 homolog
Exons: 18
Coding region: 226-3744 (1172 amino acids)
Biological process (GO): maturation of SSU-rRNA from tricistronic rRNA transcript (SSU-rRNA, 5.8S rRNA, LSU-rRNA); endonucleolytic cleavage of tricistronic rRNA transcript (SSU-rRNA, 5.8S rRNA, LSU-rRNA); ribosome biogenesis
Cellular component (GO): nucleus; 90S preribosome
Molecular function (GO): GTP binding; GTPase activity; U3 snoRNA binding
Source: RefSeq, a predicted model, not a curated record
GGGCUUCAAAGUGGAUUAUGUACGUAGCAGUGUAUCCAAGGCCCAAAGUAUGCAAGUGAAAAGAAAAUUAUCGGGUAAACGGAUAAAUUUCCGGGUCAAACAUUUUACACUUGCACGAUACAAAACACCAACGCCAUUGCAGCUCUGAAACUAGAACCCGAUAAACCCUAAACCUCAACACUCCCAAACCAAACACUACAUUUUCAAAUUUUGGAUUUCAAAUCCAUGGCUGUCAACGAUGCUGAUCAAUCUCACAAAGCUCACAGAACUCGUCAAGCUGGUCCAAAGAAGAAAACCAAAUCCAGGAAGAAGCAAGAUGGCGAUGGUGAUGAUGGUCAGAUUAUGCAAAACCCUAAAGCUUUUGCUUAUUCUUCAUCUAAAAAAGUUAAGAAAUUGCAAUCACGCGCCGUCGAGAAAGAACAGCGCCGUCUUCAUCUUCCCAUCAUUGAUCGUUCUUAUGGUGAACCGCCUCCUUUCGUUAUCGUUGUUCAGGGUCCUCCCCAGGUUGGAAAGUCGCUUUUGAUUAAGUCUUUGAUUAAGCAUUACACUAAGCAGAACUUGCCUGAAGUUCGUGGUCCAAUUACAAUUGUAUCAGGAAAGCAAAGGCGAUUGCAGUUUGUGGAAUGCCCGAAUGAUAUCAAUGGCAUGAUAGAUGCAGCCAAGUAUGCUGAUCUAGCACUUCUUCUUAUAGACGGAAGUUAUGGUUUUGAAAUGGAAACAUUUGAAUUUCUUAAUAUUUUGCAAGUUCAUGGGUUCCCAAAGGUCAUGGGGGUCCUUACCCAUCUUGAUGGAUUCAAGGAUGUUAAAAAGUUGAGGAAAACGAAACAACGACUCAAACACCGGUUUUGGACCGAAAUAUACGAUGGAGCUAAAUUGUUUUACUUAUCAGGCCUUAUUCAUGGAAAGUAUGUCAAACGUGAAGUUCACAAUCUUGCUCGAUUCAUAUCAGUCAUGAAGUUUCAUCCUCUAUCUUGGCGAACUUCCCAUCCCUAUGUUCUGGUGGAUCGUUUUGAAGAUAUCACUCCUCCUGAACAAGUGCAUGCAAAUAAUAAAUGUGACAGAAAAGUCACACUUUAUGGCUAUCUCAGAGGUUGUAAUUUGAAAAAAGGCAAUAAGGUGCACAUAGCUGGAGUGGGUGAUUAUGGUUUAGCUCAUGUAACUGGUUUACCUGAUCCAUGCCCUCUUCCUUCUGCUGCCAAAAAGAAAGGACUGCGCGAUAAAGAAAAGUUAUUUUAUGCUCCCAUGUCUGGGGUUGGGGAUCUUUUGUACGACAAAGAUGCGGUGUACAUAAAUAUUAAUGAUCACUUCGUUCAAUUCUCAAAAGUUGAUGAUGAAAACUUUGCCAUGACGAGUAAAGGAAAGGAAAGGGAUGUAGGGGUGGAUUUAGUGAAAUCACUUCAGAAUACCAAAUACUCGAUCAAUGAAAAGCUAGAGAAUAGCUUUAUAAAUCUUUUUGAUCAAAAGGGGAAAGUGUCAUCAGAAGCUCUAGGUGGCGCACAAGGUACAAACGAGGAUGUAGAGGAGGAUGGAAAAGUAGAAACUUCAGAUAAUAAUGAAAUCGAUUCGGAUGCUUCAGAGUCAUCUGACCGAGAUGAAGCUGAUGCCAUUACAAAUGAUGAUGGAAACCACUUAAAAGAAAAGAUUGAGUUUCACAAUGGAAGACAAAGGAGAAAGGCAAUCUUUGGAAAUGACAUUGAUCAAAGUGAUCAGAUGGAUUCAGAGGAAGAGGAAGAGGAAGAGGAAGAGGAAGGUGAAGAUGAAGAGGAUGAAGAUGACACACAUGAAGAUGACAUGGGAAAUAUUUCAAAGUGGAAGGAGUCGUUGGCGGAAAGAAUCCUUGCACGGAAAUCUCCUAGUUUGAUGCAACUUGUGUAUGGGGAAUCUACUAAUAAUUCGACCUCUAUGGACGAAGAGAAUGAUAGUAGUGAGGAUGAAGAAAAUGGUGAUUUCUUUAUACCUAAAGAAGAAAUAAAAAAGCAAUAUACGAGAGAUGGACUGGAUGAUGGAAUGGUCCACACCGAGGAUUGUUCCAAGUGUGCCAAACUUAUGAGCCAGAAAUGGGAUGAGAAAGAUCAUGGAGAGAUUCGCAACCGUUUUGUGUCUGGAAAUUUGGCAAAAGCUGCACGCAGAAAUGCACUUCAAAAAGCUAAUACUGAAGAGGAAGAGGAAGAUGAAGAUGAAGAUGUCUAUGGUGACUUUGAAGAUUUAGAAACAGGAGAAAACCAUGAGAAUUAUAAGACAGAUGAUGCUUUUGCGAUAACAACACAGAAGGGAGUUGAUAGAGAAGCUGAGGAGCGGAGGCUCAAGAAACUUGCUCUUCAUGCAAAAUUUGUUUCUAGAUAUGAUGAUGACCCCGAGACACCAGAGGAAGAUACUGGCAAUGAAAAUGAAGCUAAGUUCCAUCGUGAACAACCCAAUGAAAGUAACUAUAUUGACAAGUUAAAGGAGGAGAUUGAGCUACGAAAACAAAUGAAUAUUGCUGAACUGAACGAUCUUGAUGAGGAUACCAGAUUAGAGGUAGAAGGCUUCCGAACAGGGACAUACCUAAGAUUGGAGGUUCAUGAUGUUCCCUGUGAAAUGGUUGAGCACUUUGAUCCCUACCAUCCAAUAUUGGUUGGGGGUGUUGGUCUAGGGGAGGAAAAUGUUGGAUACAUGCAGGCAAGGUUAAAGCGGCAUAGGUGGCACAAGAAAGUCCUGAAGACCAGAGACCCAAUUAUUGUUUCUGUUGGAUGGAGGCGUUACCAGACAACACCAGUUUAUGCUAUUGAGGAUCUCAAUGGAAGGCAUCGUAUGCUAAAAUACACACCAGAACACAUGCAUUGCCUUGCUAUGUUUUGGGGCCCUCUUGCACCUCCCAACACUGGAAUAGUUGCUGUUCAGACUUUAUCCAACAAUCAGGCAACUUUUAGGAUUACCGCAACUGCUGUUGUUGUUGAGUUUAAUCACGCUGCAAGGAUAGUGAAGAAAAUCAAAUUGGUUGGUUAUCCGUGCAAGAUAUUCAAGAAAACAGCACUUAUCAAGGAUAUGUUUACUUCUGAUCUUGAAGUAGCUCGGUUUGAAGGUGCGGCUAUUCGAACAGUUAGUGGGAUUAGGGGGCAAGUCAAGAAGGUUGCAAAAGAAGAGAUAGGUAACCAGCCAAAAAGGAAGGGUGGGCAAAUCAAAGAAGGAAUUGCUAGGUGCACUUUUGAAGACAAAAUUCUGAUGAGUGACAUUGUUUUCCUGCGAGCCUGGACUCAAGUUGAAGUUCCUCAGUUUUAUAAUCCGUUGACAACAGCAUUGCAGCCUAGGGACCAGACCUGGAAAGGAAUGAGAACUGUUGCAGAAUUGAGAAGAGAACACAAUCUUCCUAUACCUGUAAACAAAGAUUCUCUUUACAAGAAAAUUGAAAGGAAACCUAGAAAGUUCAAUCCAUUGGUGAUUCCCAAGUCACUACAGGCAAAUCUUCCCUUUGAAUCAAAACCUAAGCAUACGCCCAAGCGAAAAAGGCUGUCUUUUGAUGAUAGAAGGCAAAAGGGUGUUGUUGUUGAACCUCGUGAGCGUAAAAUCCACGCUCUUGUUCAACACCUUCAGUUAAUGAAAACUGAGAAGAUAAAAAAGCGGAAGCAUAAGGAAGGGGAGAAGAGAAAAGUACUUGAAGCAGAGAGAGCAAAAGAGGAGCUGGUGUCGAAAAAGCGCCGGAGAGAAGAAAGACGAGACAAAUACCGGACACAAGACAAGCUCAAUAAAAAAAUUCGUAGAGCAUAGAUGGAACCAUCAUCAUCCCGCACAUUCCUUCAAAAGAGGAAAAGCGUUCAUGCAAUUGGAACUAUUAUGGAAAUCAAAUAGGAGCAAGCUUAAAGUAUCUUGGCCAUCGUUCAUGGAGAUUGUUUUUGAAAUGAUGGCACUGUUUUUUUUUUGGAAUUAUAGGAAAAGUUGUUCUUCACCUUCCCAUUUUUGUCUACGUCAAUUAUAUUUGUUUUGCGUGUAUAAAACAUGUUUUUGUUAGUUUUCUUCCUACCUCAUCCCGAGGAAUAUUAAUUUUUUGAGUAGACAUCUUUUUCUAAACAACUUUUAUGACAACUUUGUUUUUUUCUA